AUGGCUUGGGAACUUACCCGGCGUCGCAUCGUUCGCGCCGUCAAUAGCAAAUUCAUAUUCGAUCGCAUCCCCCUUCUUCAUGCAGUCAUCUUCUUUAUCGAAAUGGCCAUCGUCGCGCGCUUGGUAUCGCGCUUCAACGCUUAUUACGAUGAGCGGCCAGUUCUCACCAUGAUGGUGACGAACGCUGUCCUCGGAGGCAUUGCCGACACCGUAGCCCAGACCAUCACAUCAGUCCGAGAACGAGCGUUGCGAAAACCCGGUGGUGUCACCAAAGAUGAUACGGUGGCAAUCGAAAUACAUGAGCUGGACCGUAAAAACUCUUGGGACGACCGAGAAUUAAUUCCGGAAUCCAAGGACCUACCUCCUCCCUUCGACUUCGAACGAUUAACGAGAUUCAUGGCGUACGGUUUUGGCAUGGCUCCUCUACAAUACAAGUGGUUUAGUUUCCUUUCGCGAGCGUUUCCGAUCACCAAGACUAGCGCCUUCGGUCCUGCAAUGAAGAGAGUAGCUUUCGACCAACUGAUUUUCGCCCCGUUCGGUAUCGGAUGUUUCUUUACCGUCAUGACGGUGGCUGAAGGGGGUGGUCGUAGGGCCGUUGCUCACAAGCUUAGGGAUAUGUAUAUUCCGACUUUGAAGGCCAACUUCAUGGUGUGGCCUGCUGUGCAAAUCAUUAAUUUCAGGUUAAUGCCUGUUCAGUUCCAGUUGCCAUUUGUGUCUACUAUCGGUAUUGCUUGGACAGCAUAUCUAUCCCUUACAAAUGCCUCCGAAGACGUCGAGCCGAAAACCGCACCUUACUCUCCCAAUAUCCGUCUCCAGUAA
Molecule: messenger RNA, 819 nt
Organism: Annulohypoxylon maeteangense
Lineage: Eukaryota; Fungi; Ascomycota; Sordariomycetes; Xylariales; Hypoxylaceae
Exons: 4
Coding region: 1-819 (272 amino acids)
Cellular component (GO): membrane; cytoplasm
Source: RefSeq, a predicted model, not a curated record